This is a messenger RNA of Anopheles nili, 1173 nucleotides long. Its product is annotated as odorant receptor 22c-like. Gene Ontology annotation, molecular function: olfactory receptor activity; odorant binding. Gene Ontology annotation, cellular component: plasma membrane. The record is from RefSeq and is a predicted model, not a curated record. Gene Ontology annotation, biological process: detection of chemical stimulus involved in sensory perception of smell; sensory perception of smell. NCBI's taxonomy places the organism in Eukaryota, Metazoa, Arthropoda, Insecta, Diptera, Culicidae.
AUGAAGGCGCUAAUGGUGUUUAAUGUGGUAUCACUCGCCCUAUGCAUUACGGGCGAGUUCCUGCACGGACUCUACGCGUACCAGGACGGUGACUUAAGUGAAACUAUUGAGAGCAUCUGCCCAACCGUGGCGCGUAUCUCUGGCUUUUUACGCAUCGUAUUCUAUAUCAUCUAUCGGUCCGAAAUUGAAGACAUCCUCUUGAAGAUCCAUCAAGUAAUUCGAAAUGAACACCCACGAGAAAACGACACCACUAAGCGAAUGAAGAGACUGGGCCAAAAGUUUACCCUCUUCCUGAUGCUGUCAAUGUUUUUUGCCGCCCUGCUCUACGGUGUUACGCCGUUUUUCAUCAUGACCUACAACUGGUUCCAAGGGCAGCGCCCUCUCGUGAAGCUACUACCGUUCAAGAUUGCGCUCCCGUUUGAUUCCCAGAAGCCACUGAUCUUUUUCCUGGUAACGGUGUUCUUAAACUACGCCUCAUCGCCUACGAUCAACUCCCAAACGGGUUGUGACUCCCUGUUCAGUGGCGUUUGUCUGUACCUCAGUGGUCAGUUUGUGGCCAUUAGGCUGGAAAUUGAAGCCCUAGCCGCUAGCGUGGACCGUACAGCGUUGAAAGCCUCCUCUUCGGAGACGCAUCGCAUCAACGAAGAGCUAAAGCGCAUCAGCGCGCGACAUCAGCAAUUAAUCGACUUAGUGAACGACGCUCGCCAGGCAUUCGUCUCAAGCAUUCUGCUCGUGUACACCUGCUCUGCCCUCAUCAUUUGCAUUGUUUGCAUCGCGAUGCUCGUCGUACGUAGUUACACCCUUUUUGUGCGGAUAGAAGGACCCUCGCAACUCACGCACCCAUAUCCUGGCCGUUUUUCCAACCCACAGGUGCAGGGCAUCUAUAAGCUCACCUAUAUACCGUACGCGCUCGCGGAGCUGAUACUGCUGUUUUUGUACUCGUACAGCGGUACGAUCAUCCGUGACUCGAGCGAAGCCAUCCAAACGGUGGCGUACGGGUUUCCUUGGUAUCAGUUCGACCGCAACACACGCCACCUCAUCCAAAUGAUAAUGAUUAGGGCCCAGUACGGAUCGAAUCUGAACGUACCGUUCUUCGAACCAUCGAUGGAAAGCUUUUCGGUGAUCGUCCGGACGGCUUCAUCGUACAUCACGCUAAUGAACUCGUUCCUCUAA